UAUAUGCACUCUUAGAAGAAACAAUGAGAGCUAACGUCCCCAACGUAGGGAUGGAGAACUAAUCAGAAGAGUGGGCUAGUGUGGUUGGGAGUUCGUUCACUACUGAAGUGUGUAAUCCGUGGUGUGGAGUGACAAUGGCAGCAUCGUUGUAUGGGAAAGUGGACAGCUGAUUAUUAUUUUGUUCUUUUGUAUAUGAAUUGUGAUCUAAAUGUGGCUAAAAUGCCUGUUCGGAAAUAUAGAAGAGACACUAGUGAAGUUAGCUGUUGUAUGAAGUAUGUUAUAUUUGCAUUUAACGUGAUAUUUUGGGUCCUGGGGCUGGGUGUCUUGGCCAUCGGGGUCUGGGCGUGGACGGAGAAGGACACGUUCAGGAACCUGACUCGUCUGACCAACAUAGCCCUCGACCCUGCCUUCAUACUCAUAUUAAUAGGAACCGUGACAUUUAUCAUUGGCUUUACGGGCUGCGUAGGAGCACUGCGUGAAAACACGUGCCUACUGUCAGCUUAUGCAAUCUUCCUGGGAAUUUUAUUACUGCUGGAAAUGACAACAACUAUAUUGGGUUUCAUUUUUAAAGACUGGAUUAAGAACCAAGCUACCGGGGGCUUUCAAGCGUUUAUUAUCCAUUACAGAGAAGAUCCUGACCAACAGAAUCUUAUAGACUGGAUACAGGAAGAUUGGCUGCAGUGUUGUGGGAUAGAGGGUCCCAAGGACUGGGAUCGUAACAAUUACUUCAAUUGUUCGUCAAGAGACGUCGGUAGUAGAGAGGCUUGUGGUGUGCCAUUUUCUUGUUGUAAGCGGAAACCAAAUGAGAUUAUUAAAAACAAGCAGUGUGGAUAUGAUGUUCGGAAACCUGGUUAUUUGGUUGACAGACUAAUCUUCUCCUCUCAGCCUGGGGAGCACAACAUCUUUGAACGAGGGUGUCUGCGUGCACUGGCAGAGUGGUUUGAAGUUAACUUUGUGGCAGUGGGAGCAGUAGGCAUAACAGUGGCAGUUUUACAGCAAUAUGAUGUGGCCAAGAUAAUAAAUGACAAGGGCUGUGUCCAAGCUGGCGAGGAGUGGAUGGAGCGAAAUCUCUUGAUCGUAGCGGGGAUUGCAGUGGCCACUGCAUUCUUACAGAUAUUGGGCAUCUGUUUUGCUCAUAAUCUACGAGCAGAUAUAUUUGCCCAAAAGUCGAAGUGGCAUUGACAGCCGAGGGCUUCCACUGCAGUCUAGUGUCACUCUAUAAUGGAAGAUGACCAGGCAUACCGCUCGUCAGUGCAUCUCUACGUGCUUUAUGAGUAACUGACGGCUGUAAUGAGUCAUCUUCUACGCAGUGUGGAGCCCAUAAAAGAUCUCACUAACAUUAAUAAAUAAUAAACAUUGAAGUCAUACAAGAGAGUAUUAAAAACAGACAUUACUAUCUAAAAUGUGUUCAUGUAUGAGGAGCUGUGAGAGAUUUUUGUGACGGUGCACGAGAACAUUUUGUGUCUCUACGUACAAGAGAACAAUUUCUGAUUAUAAAAUAUGAGAGAAUGAUCAGUGACUGUUUAGAAAAAAAGUAUUUUAUAUAACACACAUUAUGUAUGCUGAUAUUCCAGCAGACAUUAACCGUGGACCCAUGAAAAUUUGGGCUGUGGUGUGAUGUAACGAGAGUGUCAGUGUGUAUGUGUGAGAGCGCGUGCAUGCGUACGUCACAUUCCUUUUGUGAUGAACCGUGCGAAGUGGAGUUCUCAUUCUUGCUUUUAUGAGUGUUUAACGCAGCUAUGCUAACCUGAUUUACAGUAACAUAUUUCUUAGCAUAAUGGAAGAGUGGGGUGGUUCUGAAUGGUGAUGUUCCUCUACAGCGGGAAACAGACCACAUCUGCAUGUCGUGUCUGAAUUAAGUGUAAAGUUUUGACAUGGAAAUAGGAUACUCAUUUUAAUUUAUGUCUUAAAAAUACUCACUCAGAUAAGGUUUUGUAUUUUUAAUAUAUUUUUACAUUUUAAUACUUUUAUUAUAUUUAAAUAAAUAUCCAUAUUUAAUUUUA
Molecule: messenger RNA, 2003 nt
Organism: Zootermopsis nevadensis
Lineage: Eukaryota; Metazoa; Arthropoda; Insecta; Blattodea; Termopsidae
Gene: Tsp26A
Product: Tetraspanin 26A
Cellular component (GO): plasma membrane
Source: RefSeq, a predicted model, not a curated record